Molecule: messenger RNA, 807 nt
Organism: Acanthosepion pharaonis
Lineage: Eukaryota; Metazoa; Mollusca; Cephalopoda; Sepiida; Sepiidae
Source: the annotation of a GenBank genome assembly
AUGUCCCGUCCAGCUAACACGGACGAAUCCCAUACCGCCAAGUGGAUUCAAUUUACCUAUGCACUUCUUUCUUUUCCUUCUGCUUUUUCUAUUUUCUUCUGUCUAUACGCAUGCAUUCGAGUUUGCAUCUAUCUGUUGCUACUUCUGUUUUUUUUUUUUAUUUUACCUGAAUUCUUAUACUUCAACUCUUUCGAAGUUUCUCCUUUUUCUCCACCUGCAAUUCUAUUCCUUUACCUCUUCCUUCUUUCCUUCCUUCUUUCUUUUAUCUCCCCCCAUAUUCUUUUCAUUCAUCCCUUCCGCUUUAGUGUCUUUUCUCUCUUUUCUCCACCCGCAUUCUAUUCCGUUAUCUCUUUCUUCCUUCUUUUUUUUAUCCCCCCCAUAAUCUUUUCAUUCAUCUCUUCCUCUUUUUCCUCUUUUCUCUUUUUUCUCCACCCGCAUUCUAUUCCUUUACCUCUUUCUUCCUUCUUUCUUUUAUCCCCCCCAUAUUCUUUUCAUUCAUCUCUUCCUCUUUUUCCUCUUUUCUUUCUUUUCUCCACCCGCAUUCUAUUUCUUUGCCCCUCUUUUCUCUUUCUUUUAUCCACUAACAUCUUUUUCCUUCAUCUUUUUCUCUUAUUUUCUCUUUUCUUACUUUUCUCCACCCAUAUUCUGUUCCUUUACUUCCUUCUUUUUCUCUUUCUUUACCCACCCACAUUCUUUUUCUUCAAAUCUUUUUCUAUAUUUCUCUUUUCUCUCUUUUACCCACCCACAUUCUAUUUCUUUAUCUCUUUCUUUUCUCUUUCUUUUAUCCACUCACAUUCUUUUCUUUGA